AUGCCGUCCGAUACAACUUCCGAUGUUAAUCUUUUUUUUGAAGCAGCCAAAGCACCAUCGAUGUCAUAUACGUCGUCAUGUUCUUUUCGCAUGGGUACACCAAUUGAUAACUGUAUAAUGAAUCCAUCUUUGGUCCAAUCAACUUCGGUCUCGAGUUUAUUACAAGAUUUUUCAGGUGAAGCAGAAAUAUUAUUUCAUCCAUUAGCUAUAUCAACACCAGCUAAUCUAGUCGAAUAUGAUGCGUCACAAAUGCUAGGAGUAGCCGAAUAUGACAGUCGUAUUUCUACAAAUCACCUAAUCAACAUUUUGAAUUCAACAACAAACAAUCAACAAAAUUUACUUAGUUUUACUACAGAUCAAUCGAUGAAUAUUUCGACAGGUGGAAUUGAAUCUAAUGAUCUACUCACGACAAUGCAAUCGAUCUUACAAGAAAAAUUAAAUACAAGCAAACGAAUUAAAAUAAUUCGAGAUGAAAGUUUUGUUGAUGAAGAUUGUGAUAGAUUCAAUCGUAUAAAUUUUUUUCUGAAAAAUAUUGCGACAUCUAUGACUUGUAUGAAUAUAUUCAUGUCCAUUGGAACAACGUAUCCAUUAGUUCAAUUAGAUGCAAAAGCGGCUACACCAAAAACUCAAUAUCUUUGCAUUGCCGAUACAUCGAAAACAUCCAAUGAAAACUUGAUUUCAAUACAUCUUUGUUUUCAAAAUAAAGUAAAUUUUAAACACAAAUUUCUUAAUCAUCUUUUUCCAGAUUUAAAAAAAUCAGAUUAUUUGUCUUUACUAAAUGGUGAUCCAUUCAAUGCUGAAAUUAAAUUAUUAUCAAAAGGAAAAUAUAUUGAAUCAUCAAUAUAUUCAGCUAAAAAAGAAUCAUCAAUAUAUUCACCUAAAAAAGAAAAGUUUGCGUCGAACAAAGAUUAUCAUGUAAAGCAAGAGGAGGUUGCUGAUGCUGCAUUUCGACAAGAAUCUUUCGCUAGCGCUGUUGCAAUAGUGAAAAAUAAUCUUAAAUUCGAAUAUUUAGUACGAGGUAAACCAAUUAGAGACAAUAUUGAAUAUGAACUACAAAUGAAGAAAAAGCAGAAAACAAUGGAAUAUAAACCAUUUUAUGAUUCAACAACAUUUAAAAUUCCCGAAGAACACGCAGCGAUAAUAGACGAUUGGCUAACUAAUGAUUUUCGAAAGCGUAUUAAUAAUGAAAUUGCUCGAUCAAGAUCUUUAUUCUUGACUGGACCAACUAAACACGGUAUCUAG
Molecule: messenger RNA, 1242 nt
Organism: Adineta steineri
Lineage: Eukaryota; Metazoa; Rotifera; Eurotatoria; Adinetida; Adinetidae
Source: the annotation of a GenBank genome assembly